AGCAGCCACAGUCAUGCAGGCCGUAUCCUUGUAUUCAUCGACCGUUCUUCUUGUGGUCCUCGCUGUCUUCAUGGGAUGCACUGUCCAUGCUCAGGAGCAUGACCGGUCUUCGCGGCCGUUCAGUCGCUUGCAGUCGACCACGGGGGCCAGCAGUUCUUCAUCCAGUUCUGUCACCUCGAAACAAGAGUCGUCGGAUAAGCAGACAGAUGACGACUUUACCAAGCCAUCCAGCCGCGCCGGUUACCUCUUGAAUCUGACCAAAAACACCUUCAAUCCGGUGCAGGUUUUCAAAGAUGCGAUGAACACCAAAGGUUUCAAGGCCAUCCUGGAUAACCCCGACAUCCAACACCGAGUCUUGAAGGACUUUCCUCUUCUGGGGGCGCUGACUGGCUUCAGUACGAUCAAAGACAAUCGACGACUUAGCGCCGAAGAGGUAAGAUGGCAAAUCAGGGGAAAGAGGAGGAGGAAGAGGGAGGGAAACCUGAUCUAUGGACGAGGGAAUGACGAGACCCUCAACGCACAGACCAAAAACAGUUUCUCCACGGGCAUGAACACGCUGCUGAACCUCGCCGACGACGCCUUCUUCAACAAGGUGAAUGAGCCGGACAAAGUCUCCGCCACCCUGGCUAAAAUGGCGGCUUCCUCCGACCCCGGCAUCCAGAACCUCUUCAAGCGUGCGCGGGCCGGAGAGCAAGGGGCGGUGGAGGAGCUACAGGACGAGUUUGUCAAUCAGCAUUACUCAGGAAUGGAUGGGAAAGCCUUUCGAGAAAUUACCAAGCAACACAACGGUGACAAAUUCAAGCAGAUGCCUGAGAUGAUGCACUUCAUUCAAAAAGAUGCCAGCUUGGCCAAAGCGUUCGAAGACUUGUCCCGCAUGCGUGACUCGGACUUCCCGCCUACUGAGAAGGAGAUGAUGGCAACAGUUGAAUUGUAAACUAAACUCAAGAGAGAAAUGGUUUAAGGGUGAGCGAAUCCGAAGGGGAACAGGAAGUGAAGAUGGAGGUAAGAGGGAAGUGUUGCCAACGCGAACAGCUCCGCCUUCCAGGUCAAGAAGAAAAAAAAGUACGGAUAUGAGAGGAAAGAAUCAAAGUGUGUCUCAAGUAAA
Nannochloropsis gaditana CCMP526 is the source of this 1105-nucleotide messenger RNA. RefSeq lists its product as uncharacterized. The transcript has 7 exons. The record is from RefSeq and is a predicted model, not a curated record. Bases 14 to 934 code for a protein of 306 amino acids.